Oikopleura dioica is the source of this 366-nucleotide messenger RNA. Lineage: Eukaryota; Metazoa; Chordata; Appendicularia; Copelata; Oikopleuridae. The record is from the annotation of a GenBank genome assembly.
AUGACCGACUUUGCCGCCGUCAAAAAGUCCCUUCUCCAGAAAGCCAAAGAACUUCUUGCCGAAGAAGCUUCUGCUCUUGCCAGUGCCCGAGAAGAAACUCUCAAGGAGCGAGUAAAGCCCCUCCCCGAAUACACCUCCAUGGAUGAGGAGCAGUUGAAACAGCUUUGCCGAGAACUCCACGCUGCCAUCGACAAGGCCGACGAACAAAGAUACGAUGCUGAGUACAAGAUCGAAAAGAACAACAAGGAAACUGAAGAACUCAAGCGAAAGCAUGCCGAACUCAAAGCGAAAAUGAAGAAGCCCGCUCUCAAGAGAAUCCGAAUGACCCCAGAAGAAAUGAUGUCAACACUCUUGGCCGCCAAGUAA